Molecule: messenger RNA, 3300 nt
Organism: Polyodon spathula (Mississippi paddlefish)
Lineage: Eukaryota; Metazoa; Chordata; Actinopteri; Acipenseriformes; Polyodontidae
Product: GAS2-like protein 3
Exons: 9
Coding region: 229-2454 (741 amino acids)
Biological process (GO): actin crosslink formation
Cellular component (GO): actin filament
Molecular function (GO): microtubule binding; actin filament binding; cytoskeletal adaptor activity
Source: RefSeq, a predicted model, not a curated record
UGUUUUGAACGGCUGUCCUGCAGGCUACCCAUAGCGCUUGGUAUCAGCGGCAAUUGGAUGGGGCACAAACUGACAGUUUAAAAAAAAAAAAACAACAACAAACAGGACAUACAACAGUAAUAUAAUUUAGUUUACUACAAGGUCACUAAACAAAUUUGGCAGUAUCUGAGAAACAUCGUUAGAGAAUCCAAUGCUGGUUGCAGAUUUGAAUUCUUUGUGAUUGCACCAAUGGCAGUACAGGCUGGGAUUCAGGUGUGGUUUGGAGAAAGGUUUGACGUUCCUGUUGUGAGCCCUAGAAGUCCUUUGACUCCCAGACAUGGACCAGGCUUAACUGAUGUUUUCCAGUAUGACCAGUGGCUUUCGGUGCGACAUGAAGCCACCCUGGUGCCCAUGCAGGAAGACUUGGCUAUCUGGCUGAGCGGCAUGCUGGAUGAAGAUGUAAAGGCGGACAGUUUCAUGGAGGAGCUGGAUAAUGGGGUCCUACUUUGUCAGCUGAUCGGGGUCCUUCAGAGCAAAGUACGAGAGUGCUGCAAGACAGACAAAUGGAAACAUUUUCCCAUGAAGAAAGUCGCCUGCAAAAAAAACGCCCCUUCAGGUUCCUUCUUUGCUCGUGACAACACUGCUAAUUUCCUAUGCUGGUGCCGAGAUGUAGGCGUGGAUGAGACAUACCUCUUUGAAUCUGAGGGUUUGGUUUUACACAAAGAACCAAGGCAGGUGUGCCUUUGCCUGCUAGAAAUUGGAAGGAUGGUAUCCCAGUACGGUGUAGAUCCUCCAGUUCUGGUUAAGCUGGAAAAGGAAAUUGAGUUGGAAGAAACGCUGCUCAUCACCACAGGACCGACUGCCCCUAUCAAAACUUUCAGUGUGUGCUGUAAUCAUGGGGACCUUCAUGAAGCCGUUCAGAACAUUGCAGAAGACCCCCCUUGCAAUUGCUCUCACAGGUUUUCAAUUGAAUAUUUAUCUGAGGGCAGAUACAGACUGGGAGAUAAAAUUCUGUUCAUAAGGAUGUUACAUGGAAAGCAUGUGAUGGUACGAGUAGGUGGUGGGUGGGACACCCUUCAAGGCUUCCUGUUAAAGUAUGACCCCUGCCGAGUGUUACAGUUCACCACCCUCGAACAGAAAAUCCUUGCUUUUCAGAAAGGAGUCUCGGGUUCUCUUGACGUUCCACCAUCCCCGGCCAGGACUCCUCAGCCACCUACUAUGAACCCCUUAUCGGCAAUUAAUCUGCAGUCCUUGCCUUCUAAGCCUAGCUCUGCUGCUCCAGUACCCAGACUAACUACUAACAGAACACCAACCCCAUCGAAAUGCCCACACUCCCCUGCAACAACACCACGGCUAGCGAAAAAACUUCCUCCACCUCAAAGUAAAUCUCCACAGCCGCCCUCUACACUGACUGGGGUUAGACCUCAAGACUACUCAUCCAAAAGCCCCUACUCUUCGGCCAGAACACCUAUAACAUUAGCAAAAAAGUUAGAAAACCAGGCAAGGCGUCCCCAGUCACCUUUGACACAUUCCCCAAUGGUGUCCAGACUGAAGCCCUCAUCUAAAUGUGAAACACCCCCAGCUUUAUCUAGGAGUCCAUCUAUUUGUUCAGAACCAUCUGCUAAAUGUCCCAAGCCGUCAACCAGGAAUCCAAGACUCUUCUCCAAACUCACCCCCUCACCCCCCAGGUGCCACCCUGUACCCUCUGGAUCAAGGACACCUUCGGUUUGUUCAGAACCCAUUAAUUCACUGAUGUCGACUCCAAGAAUACCGAGUAAAAAGGCACCUGAAAAGCCCAAACUACCUACGGCCAGCACAGCAUCACCAGCUUCUUCUGUUCAUAGAAGGCUUUCACAAAGACGGCCUGGGUCUCCUGCAGCAAUGCUGAGGUUGAACACGAAAGGCGUUCAGCCCUCUGAACAACAACAUCCUUCUUCACCUAGGACUGGAAACGCCACCAAAUCAGAAACCCCUGCUAAAAACAGUCAAACAUCCAGGCCGUUACCUGCUUUAGGUCGUGUACCUCUCAAAUCUUCCGCAAAGAACCAGACCCUAUCCUCUGGGACUACAAUCCCUAAGAUUUCAGCUAAAAUACCGCUGUCCACUGAUAUAGUUGGUAAUAAUCUACAGACCAAAAGUCAUCCUUCUCCAAGGACCAUUUCAAAAAACACCAAAGCACCCAGAACUCCUACUGCUAAUUCUAAUAGUUCUCUGAGGAAACCAUUGUCUGUAGUUAAGAUUCCCCAAACUGUAGCCAGAACUCCAGAGACUCCAACAACCACAACACAGACAGCAGGUAAGACUGCAGCUUCUGCAAAGGGACCUCCAAAGUCUGGAAAAGCGCAAGGUUCAUCUAUAAAAAAGCCUUAUUCAAAUACAAAGAUUGUGCCUUCUGUAACAAGACCCCCUGCAGUGAAGACCAAAAAUAAAGAUGCCUACUUUGAAAUGAAUGGCAAGAAGAAACAGAAAAAAUAAAAAUUAGAGUGAAAGUUCUAUCAGCACAAGUGCUGCAACGUUUGAUUUAUAAAAGCUGACAAACAUCCUGUAAAUAUGGUGCUACCUUUUAAAGCAGCAGUACGGAAGAUGAACAUGCUUAAGGUCAAGCGGAAAGGUACAUUGCAACGAUGAGCUAUUCAUUUAUUGAUAAACUUUGUUUAAUUCAAUAAAAUAUUGUUUGUUCAUUGGUGGUGAACUAUGUUUUUUUUAGAACAAUAUUAUGUAACCAGGAUUGUAUUUAUGGUAUAAGAAACUACAGUGUAAUUUAUAAUAAAGGGGGGAUUACAAUUUAUGUAAUCCACUUAACCGCUAACAGUGGUAUUAUUGGUUCCUGUCAACUGAAUGUCUUUUGGUUCUUUGCAGAAUUACUUUAAUUUGUGACAGACAGAUGUGUGAAAUACAAUCAUGUGCCUAAUUAGCAAAUACACUUGGUAGAGGAGGCAAUAGAUCAUGGAAACAUAGAUUGGGCCAUGCAGCUGAUGUCUUGAAUUGUUAUUACAUGAACCUCUUAACAUGGGCACGGUUCUUCUCAGUGAUGUUAUCUUGUUCACAGCGUCUAAUUCCCCCCCUCCCCCCCAAGGGACGGAGUUAGUUUGUAUCCCAGCUAAAGAUAAUUUUUUGGUCCUUUUCCAUUUUCUUUCAUGACCAAGUUCAUGUGUGCUCAGUGCAGUUUAUUAAGUGCACUCAGUUCAUUUAUAUGGUAUAUGAACCGGAUGCUUACAAUAUCCUGCAAGGCAUAUUGAAAGAUGGCAGCUAUUGAUAUAUUGCUACAGUUUUUAAUAUAGCGUGUUUUGGAUUCUUGCAUAUUGCUGUGGAAGAAAGCAC